Leucoraja erinaceus (little skate) is the source of this 2598-nucleotide messenger RNA. Its product is annotated as RNA-binding protein with multiple splicing 2. The coding region runs from base 855 to 1613 and encodes 252 amino acids. Gene Ontology annotation, molecular function: mRNA binding; protein homodimerization activity. NCBI's taxonomy places the organism in Eukaryota, Metazoa, Chordata, Chondrichthyes, Rajiformes, Rajidae. The transcript is spliced from 10 exons. Gene Ontology annotation, biological process: negative regulation of smooth muscle cell differentiation. The record is from RefSeq and is a predicted model, not a curated record.
UGAAGGAGUUAAACUCCACCGGCAGCUCAAAGCGACCAGUUUAACCGUGCACCCAUUUGAAACAUCUCGGUCCAAGUACAAGAGGCUCACAUCAAAGUUAACUUUUUUUUUUCAAUUAAAUAGUGCUACAAGCAGGUCUGAUUGGCGCUGAGGUUUCCAUUGGAGACCAUGACGUAAACGGGUUGGAUGGUCUCCCAGCUGAACUAGAUUGUUACAUUAAAUUCCGGCCAGCUUCCUCGUUCGCCGAUCAAUUUGGAGAGGAGAAGAGAGGCGAGGAUAAGAGAAGAGAGGAGAGGAGUUGGGGCAGGCUCGGGCUCGGAGUGCGCCGCCUUCAACCCCCACCCCCAUCGACUAAUCCCAGCUCCCGAAUUGAUAAGAAACACGUGAAAAGCAUUGAUGUAAAAAGCAGGGUGGGAUUAAGCCAGCUAGCAUCUCCUCUCUCUCGGCUCACCUUCACAACGCACACCCAUACACUUGGAACAUCUUUAGGGGGUUUGUGAGGUUUUGUUUUUUUUUUAAAUAGACAUUUGUUUAGUUGGUGUGAGGUUUGGCAAGAGAAUCCUGUGUUAUUUUUUUUCCCCCCCUCUCCCGUUCUUCGCUCUCUAAGACGGACCGCGUUCUACCGACUACCAACCUUGGCAGCCAGGUCUCAACUUCUCCGCCACCAACUCCCCGUCGCUUCUCCUUUUGUUGUCGUCGGGGUUUUUUUUUCCCCCACCACCCGACUUUUUUUUUUUUUUUUUUUUUUUUGCUGCUUUGGCUUUUGGGACCGAACUUGGUUUUUGGUGGAGAGACGGCGAGCAGCAGCGAGCGAGCGAGCACACACACACACAGUGCAGCGGAAAGUUGAAAACAUGAGUACGAAGGCUGAUGACCAUAAUAAUAACAACAGCAGCAAUGAAGAAGAGGUCCGCACACUAUUUGUCAGUGGCCUUCCCAUGGACAUUAAACCACGAGAGCUGUACCUUCUAUUUCGACCUUUUAAGGGGUAUGAAGGUUCGCUGAUCAAACUCACCGCCAAACAGGAACAUAUUGAUAGAAGGAUUAGACCAUACAGCCCCCCGUGUUGGCCCUACAAUUCGCCAGUCGGUUUUGUUACAUUUGACAGUCGAGCUGGUGCAGAAACGGCAAAGAAUGCGUUAAACGGCAUCCGGUUCGAUCCCGAAAACCCGCAAACGCUCAGGUUGGAAUUUGCCAAAGCCAACACGAAGAUGGCCAAGAGCAAGCUGAUGGCGACGCCCAACCCCUCAAACAUGCACCCCGCCCUGGGGGCCCACUUCAUCGCACGGGACCCCUGUCCCCACUGCUGCUUCCCACCGCCAUGCUUUCUUCCGCCAUUGGGAUGGGAUGCUGAUCAAGAAUUUCAAGGCCAGUCAGUACCACCCUUCAUGUGGCCCAGAGAUGACCUUGGGGGAACGGCACUCAUCCCUGCAUCUCCAGAGGCUUGGGCUCCCUAUCCACUAUACACAACAGAACUGACCCCCGCCAUCCCACAUGCCGCGUUCACCUACCCCGCCGCUGCUGCUGCGGCUGCUGCACUUCACGCUCAGAUGCGCUGGUAUCCUCCUUCUGAAGCUUCACCACAAGGAUGGAAGUCUCGUCAGUUUUGCUAAGUAUAUAACUUCCCCAAUUCGCCGACUAAAAGUUUCUCCAUGGAGUGAUUCGCAAGGAUGGACUGGAUUUAGUUUUUGUGGGGUUGUUGUUUGAAGGAAAUAUGGAACAGCUGCUUCAUUUCCUCUGCGAUGGAGCAGUCACUGGCCUGUGGAUUAAGAACUUUUUUGGUGAACUUUGGAGUGGGAGGCCUUGUAACCUGGCAGUGCAGUUGAUCCAUGCACCGGCUCUUUUAAGAUGGCACCACCGCUGUGAAGCUUUCAAAAGUUAACGGUUGACAUCGAAGGAACUGGAUUCCAAAGACCAGCAUGGGAUGUUAGUCUCGUCUUGUGAGAUGUGUCUUUCUUUUCUGUAGAUGUGUCGGCCAUUUUACCCUGUGCCCCCUCGCCUCUUCCCUCUCUGUUCCUCCAAGUCCCCGUAGAUCAGCAUUGUCCAACGUCUGAGGAAGGUUCACAGGAGAUCAAUUAAUCUCCCGACGUGCGAUGCUCUUGACACCAUUCCCUUUGGAAAGGGGGGGAGAGGGAGAGGGAGGGGAGGGGGAGAUGUCACCUCCAUAUUUGAAGUUCUCACAGCCUCCAUUUUAAUUGCCCUGACCAGGUAGUGUGCUUCCACCGGAGAAACCACCUUGCCAAAUAUCAGCUGUUCUUGUUAAAAGUAUUUUGAACAAUAUUGAGUACAAGUAUUUUUGUACUGGUGUAAUGAAGAAUAUUUAUGCAUCAAGGAUUUUUUGUGCAAUUUAAAAAAAAAAAAAUUGUAAUCUGUAUUAUAACUUAAUGUUAGUUCAGUUGCGUUUGGAGAUGCUGAAUAUAGCCCAUACUGGUAGUUUAAAAGUGCAAUUUAUUGUGUUCUUUGCUUACUUUUGCUGUUCAGUACUGAAGGUAUUAAGAGUGAGGUUGUAAUGUUUGUACAAGGACUGCAAGAUUUUGUGAUGCAAGUCGCUGAUCCUUCUAGAAUGUGAAACUGGAUUAUAAAAGAUGAUGUUAAAUA